AUGGGGAAUUGCUACUCGCCAAGAAGCCGUGUGGUAACUGUUUCAUCUACUAAGGAUUAUGAACAAAACCAUCCCGAAAUAGUUAAUACACAAAAUGAAAUGUUCCAGCACCGCGUUGAACCUUUGCACUAUUCCUCACAGUUUCACCAAACAAAUGGUGACUUACGGCGAGAACAAACUUUCCAUCAUGAACGUCUGUCGCAAAGAAACGAGGAUUUAAAUCUAAGAAAGAGGCCUGUUUCGGCUGGAGGGGAAACGUCAAUCCAAAGACAGGGUUCUCUGAAACGGACCCGCCAGAGUUCAGGCAGUUCACAUAACAGAAUACAUCCAAACGGACAGCGAAGUCCUGACAACGACUUGUUACCAAAAGACUUCGGGGAGAUGCAAGUCCAAGAUAGCGGUAUUCUGUCCGCUGCAAAUACGAGUCGGGCAACAUCACAGUUCUCCAUUGCAAACACCAGCAGAGUACAAAUAGAAAACCUCAACUUGUCUGAAUACGCUGAAAAUGGCAUGCAAAAUGGAAUGGGAACUCCAACUUUAGAGGUAGCUCCCAUUUUCAAGAAAACCGACAGACAGUCCAGAGAAUCGUCCAGACCUCUUGCAUCCCCGAUCAGAGAAGAGAGCAAAAGCCGGAAACCUACGACUAGACCCACGGUCAAAAUCAACGAAAAGCCAAACGAAAAAACGAUAACCCCUUCGCCCAAAGCCAAGAGUGGGAAAACACCGCCAAGCGUUAUAUCAAUGGAUAUCGGAACUACCUUUUCUGGGUACGCGUAUGGCUAUAAGUCCAGACAUACCAUGUCGGUCCCUCAGAAAAAGGUCCCUUCAGUUAUUCUUCUUAACCCUGAUUUAAGUCUGAACUCCUUCGGGUUCGCCGCUUUGAAAAACUAUCCAGCUAUUCCGGCCAAUGAUCGACUUCAGUAUUUCUACAUAGAACAUUUCAAAAGUGUUGUUUUCAAUAGCCCGCGUAUUUCCCAUGAGAUGACUGUUGAUGAUAAUAUGGGGCGACCGAUAAAUGCGCUGCAUGUGUUUACACUAGCAAUUUAUUGGCUCAAAGAACAGGCGAUCUCAAAUAUUAACUACAACGACGGCACAACGCAAUGGGUCAUUACAAUUCCCUCAAUUUGGGCUGCAGAUCUUAGGCGGUUUGUUCACAGAGCCGCUCUGGAAGCGGGUAUCCCGGACUUUAAGUUGGACAUUGUCCUAGAAGCUGAGGCCGUGUCUUACCUGUGUAGAAACGAGUACCAGAAUAUUCACGAUUACGACCUGUCCGCCGGGACCAAAUACGCCUUUGCUGAUCUUGGGGGUGGGACAACGAACGUAUAUGUGCACGAAAUACUUAAGGGUAACAAACUCAGAGAGCUGUAUAGAGACAUACAACAUACAGUUGGAGCACAGAGUGUGAACCAAGCUUAUAUUAAAUUUUGGGUUGAUCUGGUCGGAGAAGAGAUCUGGGAGGAGUUUAGGGUGAACCAUCCGGCGUCUUUCAUGAAAGCCAUGAUUACUUUUGAGAAGAAGAAAAUGGCUUUCGCUGUGGGCAAAGGGGAACGUAUUGAUAUAAUGAUUGAGCCUGCGUUGGAUCAGUUGCUGAAAGUGAAAAAAUGGGCGUCGUUCGACAAGCUUCUUAAGACGAAACCGAGAUACAAGGGAAACGUGAAAUGUAAAGAAGUAAACGGGAACAUGUUCAUGUACUUGAGUAUUGAAAUGAUGGAGACCUUCUUUAUGGACUCUGUUGACAAAGUACUCCGUCGUUUGAUGAAGGCGUUGGCAUUGUGUACGGAGUACGGCAUUCAGGGGCUUGUUUUGACUGGUGGAUUCUCCAAAUCAGCUUACUUGAUGGAAAGGAUUGAAGAGGAAUUAGCAGAUAUUGACGUUCAUUUCCUUGUCCCAGAUGCACAAGAAAACGCAGUUCUUAAAGGCGCUGUAAUGAUGGGUAAUGAAAUGUUUGAAAUAAGUGAAAGGCUUUCAAGAUUUACGUACGGCUACAGCCAGGCAUCACCUGAUCAGAAAAGCUACGCUGCUCUCGCAGUAAACGCGAAGUGCCGUUUACUGUUCCGCACAAUCAUUGACAAUGGUCAGUACCUGAAAAACUAUUCCAAAUAUGUUAUUAAAGGCCAAGAGGUUCUGAGUAACCCUAAUAGGCUGUUUACGGAGAAGACAACGAGGAUAGUGAAGUCCGAAUGUGUGAAAACGAAGGGAGCGGAACGCUACGGAAUGAGAGAUGAAGAGUGCGAAGUGGUUUGCGAAUUCGUACACACCCCUCCUCAUGAAGGUUGGCCAAUUCGCUCCGAGUAUGAACUAAUCGCGUUCUGUAGAGAAACAGAGAUCAAGUUUGUAUACCUGAAUAGAACGACGAGAGAAAAAAUGAAAACGUACGUUCAAUUGGUAUAG
This is a messenger RNA of Mya arenaria, 2391 nucleotides long. Its product is annotated as heat shock 70 kDa protein 12A-like. The record is from RefSeq and is a predicted model, not a curated record. The transcript has a single exon. Bases 1 to 2391 code for a protein of 796 amino acids. Lineage: Eukaryota; Metazoa; Mollusca; Bivalvia; Myida; Myidae.